Messenger RNA from Pygocentrus nattereri (red-bellied piranha), 3696 nucleotides. RefSeq names its product Rho guanine nucleotide exchange factor (GEF) 3 (gene arhgef3). The record is from RefSeq and is a predicted model, not a curated record. Gene Ontology annotation, biological process: intracellular signal transduction; positive regulation of Rho protein signal transduction. The coding region runs from base 351 to 1913 and encodes 520 amino acids. The transcript is spliced from 10 exons. Gene Ontology annotation, molecular function: guanyl-nucleotide exchange factor activity. NCBI's taxonomy places the organism in Eukaryota, Metazoa, Chordata, Actinopteri, Characiformes, Serrasalmidae.
CAAAGAUCUGGUCCUUUUCAAAUGCCCCGAAGAUGGAUAAUGCGUGGAAUUCUUUUUGCUUUUUCGUUGUGAUUAAAGGGCUCCACUGGGAUAUGCGUUUUCUUAGGAUGAAGGCUGAAUGUAACUGCCCUUGCCUUGACAUUUCAGAAGUAAAGUGAUAUGAACUGCGCAUGGAAAGUGAUUGUUCAUUUUGCGCUGUGUGGCAUCUCGGCAUCCUUGGCGGAAUCCGUAACCUUGAUACGAACACCACGCUGCAAGGGGCUUUCCCAGCCUCGCUGUCUCACAACUCUGUCACCAUUUAGGUGAAUUGAACUCUCGCAGCCUUAGAGGCAUGACUGUGCCAAACGAGAAUGACAGCUGGUGCAGUUUUUCACAGAUUCUGGUCACGGUCUGUGAGCGUGCGAGUAAUGGGGACUGAGCGAUCAAUGGAGACUGUGAGGCAGAAGGAGCCUAGCAACAAGCGGGUGAAGCCUCUGUCUCGGGUCACGUCUCUGGCUAACCUCAUCCCUCCGGUCAAGGCUGCACCACUGAAGCGCAUUGGACAGACACUGCAGCGCUCCAUCAGUUUCCGCAGCGAAAGCAGGACUGAGAUUGUUCCUCCUCGGCCAUGGGGUAGGCAGGCGCCGCCCUCCAUCACCAAGCGCCGAGACAGCAAGCUCUGGAGUGAAACAUUUGAUGUUGGCUUGGGCCAGAUGCUGUCCUCCAAAGAAAUUAAAAGGCAGGAGGCCAUCUUUGAGCUGUCUCAGGGUGAGCAGGACCUGAUUGAAGACCUCAAGCUGGCUAAGAAGGCCUACCAUGACCCCAUGCUGAAGCUGUCCAUAAUGACGGAGCAUGAGCUCAAUCAGAUAUUCGGCACCCUGGACUCUCUCAUCCCACUGCAUGAAGACCUGCUCAGUCGACUCCGACAGGCCAGGAAACCAGAUGGGUCUACAGAUCAUGUGGGCCACAUUUUAGUAGACUGGCUGCCCUGUCUGGACUCUUACAAUAGCUACUGCAGUAACCAGGUGGCAGCCAAAGCCUUGCUGGACCAUAAAAAGCAGGAUCAUAGAGUGCACGACUUCUUGCAGCGCUGCUUGGAGUCGCCCUUCAGCCGUAAGUUGGACCUGUGGAACUUUCUAGACAUCCCGCGUAGCCGGCUGGUCAAGUACCCACUUCUGCUACGGGAGAUCCUCAAACACACGCCCAAUGACCACCCGGACCGCCAACAUCUGGACGAGGCAAUCAACAUGAUCCAGAGCAUUGUGGCUGAGAUUAACACUCAGACAGGCGAGUCAGAAUGCCGCUACUAUAAAGAGCGUCUGCUCUACCUGGAAGAGAGCCAGAGGGACAUGCUGAUCGACAGCUCGCGCAUUCUCAGCUGCCACGGAGAGCUGAAGAACAACAGAGGAGCUAAGCUACACGUGUUCCUGUUCCAGGACGUGUUGGUGAUUACACGGGCCAUCACCCACAGUGAGCAGCUGUGGUACCAGCUCUACAGGCAGCCCAUACCUGUGCGGGACCUGGAGUGGGAAGACUUGCAUGAUGGAGAGAUUCGCCUUGGGGGCUCCAUCAGAGGAGCCUUCAGCAACACAGAGAGGACCAAAAACUUUUUCCGGGUGACGUUCCGCAGUGCCGGGCAGCUGCAGUCCCACUCCUUCCAAGCCAGCGACGCCUUCAACAAGCAGCAGUGGCUCAACUGUAUCCGGCAAGCUAAAGUAGCGGUGGGCUCGGAACCCCCUCGGAGUCCGCGGUCUCCCUCAGGGCUUACAACGCCCUCUCAGUACAAAACAGAGGAGCGCAUGGACCAAAGCGACAGCGACUCCUCGGACUGUAGCAUGGACACUAGUGAUGCGGGUGCAGAGGCCACAGAGCCACCCACUGACUGCCCGCUGAUGGAGCACACAGACUGGAUCGCCACCCCUGUGGAAGUGUGAAAAUCGUACUGUAACAUGGACCUGUGUUAUCAUCUCCGCUCACCAAAAAAACCUGUACAGUAUUGUCAUGGAGAAGCCGUGAACUUCAGUGGAAGCCAGAGCAAAUAGAAGCCACACCUGUUUCUGUUCCUUGUCUCACUUACUUCUUUCCUUUUGCACCUCAUUUUGCAUUUUCACUUUUCUUUCUCCUUUUUCAUCUCCUGUGCCUUUCUAUGAAACUGUGGUGUGUUCUGUAGCAGUUCAGACUGUAAAAAAGCCGCAGCAGACGAAAUGGUGAAGAGGACUAAGUGUCUAAAUGUCAUACUUUAGAGUGUGAACUAAAGGUAGCCCUCUGUCUGACCUGUUUAUUCCCCCUCUUCAUCACAUACUCUUCACACCAAGCAGUUUGUCUGCCAACACUCCCUGUUCCACUGCACUACUACUUGUGGCCUCUGAGAGGAAAGAUUCAGAUUCUAUUUAAAGAUGUAUUAUAUUUAUGUCCACGUAAAUAUGUUGAGUGUGUUAUGUCUGCAGUAAUCACCCAGACAAAAUGACCAGCGGAAUGUUUUCACUGACAAUCAAGAAAGUGGUUUGGGAGUCGGGCAACUCACAGUGUUUCAGUGGCAGCAGGUUGUACAGAAGUUUCUACUGUGAUUUGAAGUUCUGCUCUGUGGCUAGACUGACGGACGCAAGGUGGACGAGGCCUGUGGCCUGGAGAGACUCAAGCUAAACCCAUGCAGCCUUCUGAUAAAUGUGUUUCUAUAAGCCACAGCUAUGUUGUAUAUGUAUAUCUAUCACCUGGCAGAGACCACCAAUGAAGUAUGUGCACCCUCUGUAGCUGACUUGAAAGGAAUCGAGCCAGCUGUGGCCAGUGCUGUUCCUCUGAAGGGCAGAACAUGUUUGAACACGUAAUCAUUAAUCUGCGAUAAUGUAUCAAUGCAAAUGGAGUCACAUCCAACAGGCCAAUUGUGUGAAGCACUUUGAUUAAAGAAAGUAUCCUGAGAUGGAAGAUAAUCCAUUAAACUUGUAAUCUGUCUCUUGGAAGUUUUGGAUAUGAAAUUUGAACUACAAAUAAUGUCCCGUUGAACAUCAAGACAUAAGAUGAAUUUGUGAACAUGCGUCAUUAACCCGUAUAAAGUGGUAGAAGACUCUGUCACUUGGUGUAAAAAGUCCGAUUAGCCUGUGCCAUGUUGCUCAGCAUACAGAGUCAUCUUUUACUGGGUGUUGUGAGUGUGUUUGUGUGCGUGUGCUGAAACCAGUGUAUCGCAUCAUGUUUUACAGCUGCAACUGAGAAAAAAAAUCCAUUGCCAAAAAGUGUUUGUUUUAAUCUUGUGCAAGUUUACUUUUCAGGCCCUUACAUCGUUUUGUUUCAUAUUGUCACAAGGAAUCGACAUUGCCAGGUAAUCUCUAUAAAAAAAUAUCCAAAAAACAGUAUAUGGUUUUAUUGUUUUUCGUUUUCUUUAUUUUUUCAAAGAAAUGUAUUGAAAUUUAUGCAGUAGGAUGUUUAUUUAUAGCUUAUUUUUCACCUGACCUAACUAUUGUGUUCUCUUUCGGGUUGCUCAUGGAAAAAGGAAGUGGUAUAACUGGAGGUAAAGGAGUGAAAUGGGUUUAGAGUGUUGGAUCUGAGGUGAUGGAGAGAAUUGAAGAGUUUUCGGUCACAGAGAGCGUUCUUAUAGCCAUAUGGAGGGGUAUAUGAAAGCCACCAGGUUGUGUUGGACUGUGUUAGCACGGCACGUCUAUACUGAUUGAAAGUUGGAAAGUGUGUGAUCUUGAGAGUACAAAAUAAAUGAUUUUAAAAGCAUAA